Molecule: messenger RNA, 829 nt
Organism: Onychomys torridus (southern grasshopper mouse)
Lineage: Eukaryota; Metazoa; Chordata; Mammalia; Rodentia; Cricetidae
Gene: Ropn1
Product: rhophilin associated tail protein 1
Exons: 6
Coding region: 73-711 (212 amino acids)
Source: RefSeq, a predicted model, not a curated record
GUGACAGUCGAAGGGAAUUUGCUCUGGACUUCUCCUGCUGUGUUGGACGUUUCUACAAAGGUCAAGAGAUCGAUGCCUCAGACAGACAAGCAAGUAUGCAUCCCACCGGAGCUGCCGGAACUGCUCAAGCAGUUUACCAAAGUUGCCAUUCGGACCCAGCCUCCGGAUCUCAUCCAGUGGGCCGCUGAAUAUUUCGGGGCCAUGUCCCGUGGAGAGAUUCCUCCUGCUAGAGAGAGGUCUGAGCAAGUCACUUUGUCCAACUGGGCUGAGCUGACCCCUGAGCUGCUGAAGGUCCUGCAUUCUCGGGUUGGUGGCAGACUGAUCAUCCACGCCGACGAACUGGCCCAGAUGUGGAAGGUGCUGAAUCUCCCAACAGACCUGUUCAACAGUGUGAUGAAUGUGGGCCGCUUCACGGAGGAGAUCGAAUGGCUGAAGUUUCUAGCCCUUGCUUGUAGCUCCCUUGGAGUCACCAUUGCCAAAACUCUGAAGAUAGUGUGUGAAGUCUUAUCCUGUGACCAUGAUGGAGGACCACCCCGGAUUCCUUUCAGCACCUUCCAGUUUCUCUACACAUACAUCGCUGAAGUGGAUGGGGAGAUCUCUUCAUCCCAUGUCAGCAGGAUGCUCAACUAUAUUGAACAAGAAGUAAUUGGUCCUGAUGGCUUAAUCAAGGUGAAUGACUUCACUCAAAACCCUAGGGUUCGGCUGGAAUAAGGGCACACUUCUGGCAGUUUUAAAGGAAGAUACAGAGGUGUCAUUCAGACUAGCUGAACACCAUCCUAAGUCAAUUUUCUUUUACAGCUGGCACAACUAAUAAACAAUUAGCCAGGAA